Endocarpon pusillum Z07020 is the source of this 1647-nucleotide messenger RNA. RefSeq lists its product as uncharacterized. The record is from RefSeq and is a predicted model, not a curated record. The transcript has a single exon. The coding region runs from base 1 to 1647 and encodes 548 amino acids. Lineage: Eukaryota; Fungi; Ascomycota; Eurotiomycetes; Verrucariales; Verrucariaceae.
AUGUCGUCUGGCCGUCCUUCGUACAAAACCCGUUCUGGGGCGGUCAGCACACGUCCUGGCUGGUAUAUAGACUCUGCAGAUUCUCCUGACAGAGAUCCCUGGGCAUGGGCCCAUGAGCAUCUUGCAUGUUGGGAACCUCGGAGCUCAACCAGAGCAGAAUCUGCCCCGGCUGGGUCAGCUCCAAAUAUCCCAGGCAGGGUCCAUCAGCGGAUUGUCGGUCUUGAUGCCACAAGUGCUGCAGAGAGAGCUCAACAACGACCUCUCGAUUCUUAUGCCAGUAGCUUACCAGAGAGGAUCUCCGAGCGGCCUCUCAAUCCUUAUGCCACUCCAUGGCAACCUCCCAAUCCUUACGCCACUCCAUGGCAAUCUCUACCAGAUAGGUCGCCAACAAACGCACAAGAUGGCCGGGAACGAAUAGCGACAUCAGGUUUUGGUUCGCCCAUAGAACUUCUAGAUCAUCGUGAGAGACAGCUGCAACGCUCCUUCAGUAGUGGUACGCCAUCAAGAAACCAUUCUGAUAUACCAGAUUCAAGUCCCGGCCCCGCUAGCCCGCUUCCGAAAGUAUUGAAUGCUGUUCAGGUUCGGUCUCUUGGACCUCAGCCCACAAGGCAGCGAGAUCAACCACGUCCAGCGCCGAUUGAUGGGCAUUCCGACUCUAGGAACGAGGCCAAAGCAGAUUCUGGUUCCGCUAGAGCACCACCACCGGGCUUUCCAGAAAGAGUCUCACAUAAGUCUUUCGCAUCUCUCCGAUCGACCGCGGCAGCCUCACCUCCUACGAGGCGACAGCCACAGCUUUCUGUUGGGCCAAUCCCGUCGCUCAUGACUGUUUCUGCUUCAGUCACAGGUCCGGGCAUGUCGAAGGGAGUCUCACAGCAGUCUAUAAAUCCUCGUCCAUCAGUCAAGGCGGGUUCUGGUCUGGCCGGGGCAGGGACAGACUUCUCGGAGAAAAUGUUACAGCGGUCUAUAGAAAGUCUGCCGCUGGCCAGCACAGGCUCUCUCCGACCCAGAGAACCUCCGGGGUUUCCCGAGAGAGAUCCACGCCGGUUUUUCCCACCAUACACCUCGCCCAUGGAAGGUUCAGCUUCGGCUAGAUCACAUUCUCAUAUACCAGAGCCAACGCAACCAUGGUGUCUCAGACCUCUCCCAACGGCGACCAGAAUACAACCAUGUCUGGUCCCAAUAACCAUUCACCCCGAUGCUUCAAACAUCGCCGCAGUCCGCCGCCUUAUCAACCAGUAUACUCACAGAAUCAAAGGUUCGGAAGAGGGAAAACUUCGCAACCAGAGGGCAAUACAAAAGCUCAUGGCGGCAAUCGAUAAUACAGAAAUCCUUUGCAACACCAGACUUAGAGGAAGGGAGGAGCUUCCAGCUCUACUACAGGAGCCAAGCCAGGUUGAAGAACGUAGGUUGCUGGCCAGACAGGCGUUACUCCAGCGGGAACGCGAGGACAUGAUAUUCGAACAGCGAAUCUCCAGCUUGGAAGCCAGAAGGGGAAGACUCCUGGACGUCCUGUCUUUAAGGUCAUGUGCUUCCGAGUUUCGAACCAGAAUGAAGUUGACGCUAGAGUAUUUAUUGUCAAUUCCCGACACAUUUGACCCGAAUGUGCCCGAUGUGGACUGGGAUAACUACGACCGUUUCGAGGGAUGA